Scutellospora calospora is the source of this 168-nucleotide messenger RNA. The record is from the annotation of a GenBank genome assembly. NCBI's taxonomy places the organism in Eukaryota, Fungi, Glomeromycota, Glomeromycetes, Diversisporales, Gigasporaceae.
UAUUCAAUACCAGAUCCAAAAGGCGGUCGUCAUGCCAAUAAUCUUAUUCUUCGCAAAGAUCAAAAAGAGUAUCAAAAUGCCUUAAAGAGUCUUCGUAAACAAAAAGAAGUGGAUAUAUUUGAUCCAGAUUAUAUUCCUAAACUUUCAUUGGAUCUGAUUCAACUUUUU